GUUCGGCCGGUUGGUCGAUUUUGUUUCCAACUCUAUCUCAAUUCUCAAUACCCAAGUAGCCCCCCUAGGACUUUGAUCGGAUAGAGGAACCAAAGUAGCUUCUCAGAAGUUUGCGUGUUCCUAUCAGACGGACACGCAGACCAUGAAAAAUGGAGAAAAAUCUGAAGCUUUCAGCUUAUUAGAAAGAGGCCGCUGCCGAAUUGGGACAGAGUGAUGAUAAAUUGAGGGAUUCCUGAAUCGGAAGGCAGCGUGUGUGUACCAGAGCGGUUUCAUCUUUUCGAAAUGGAGGAUCAGAAUCAGAUAGACGGAAACAAAGAAAACAAAAAACGUGCUUCAUCAGGCUCUCUUUUGCAGCAGAAUCAAUGGUCACUGCUUGAAUCUGACCUCCCAACAGAUCCUAUGGACGUAGACAGAGAAACCAAAAAACGUGCUUCAUCGGACUCCUCCUUACAGUGGAGCCAAUGGCAACUGCUCGAUUCAAUUCUCCCAACUGGCGGUUUUGCUCAUUCUUUUGGUCUUGAGGCUGCAAUCCAAGCUCGCAUAGUCUCCGGUCCUGAAGAUCUCCAAACUUUCAUAAUACAUCUGUUGGAGAACGCUGGAAGCUUACUGCUUCCUUUUGUGUAUUCUGCAACAGUAUCACCUGAUUCGGAGACCAGGCGUAGACUCGACAAAAUCUUGGAUGCAAUGCUGACUAAUGAAGUGAGUAGAAAGGCAUCAAUUGCACAAGGGUCGGCACUGAUGAGGGUGGCUGCAUCUGUGUAUUCAGAAAUACCGUAUCUUAAAUCUAUGAGGGAAGCUUGUUUGAGUACUGGUGUUGUUUCUUUUCACCAUGCUCCUCUGUUUGGGGUUAUAUGCGGACUGCUUGGGUUGGAUAGCACUACUUCUCAAAGGGCUUACAUGUUCAUUACAAUGAGAGACGUUAUUUCUGCUGCGACGAGGCUCAAUUUGGUAGGACCCCUUGGUGCGGCAGUACUGCAGCAUCAGAUUGGUCCAGUUGCCGAAGCUAUACUGAAUCAAUGGAAGGACCGUCCUGUUGAGGAAGCAUGCCAAACUGUUGCUUUGCUUGAUAUCGUGCAGGGAUGUCAUGGCUACUUGUUUUCUAGAUUGUUCUGUUCUUGAAGGCCUAAAUAAGUGCAUCAACUGGUGGAGUCUGCUUGAACUUUUUAAAUCAAGAUGCAAGAGUAGUGCCAAAAAUCGUUGACAUCAAAUUUCAGUCAGCAUAAAACUUGCUAACUUGUGCAAAUUAGGGCCAUUAUAUUGGAAUUGGAAUGAAAGCACUUAUUGGAUCACUUUCAAGCAACUUGCACUCCCCUCCACCAUUGACUUCUUAACCACCGUUAUACAAGCUGUAACUUGUUCACCUUGAUGGCGCCGCAGCUUGUCUCCAUGACUCGUGCGUGUAGAGUGAGUGAGGGAAGAGGAGUAAUCUUCGUUUGUUCUCCUUUUGAUUUCCAAUAUGUGUACAAUCACUGAAUCAUGGAACUUGAUCAUAUAUAUUAUGUUUCUAUGCAUACGUUUUCCUAACA
This is a messenger RNA of Malus domestica (apple), 1526 nucleotides long. Its product is annotated as urease accessory protein F. The record is from RefSeq and is a predicted model, not a curated record. NCBI's taxonomy places the organism in Eukaryota, Viridiplantae, Streptophyta, Magnoliopsida, Rosales, Rosaceae. Gene Ontology annotation, molecular function: nickel cation binding.